AUGCGUCUCUCACCCGCAACCAUAUGUCCCAUCUGCGAGGCUAGCGCCCUACUUCAAGCCUUUUCCUUGAGGCCAACCGUUCCCUUCACCGCACGACAAUGGAAGUCCUCGCGCAAUCUGGGAACGCUACAAAAGCGAGCGCGACAACCCUCGCGCAUGAUUCUCUCCGAGCGCGUUGCUCGCAGUCCCACGGCCACGACUCCCGAUGGUAAGGAGAAGCCCACAACGCGACGCUCACGAAACAGUCCCUGGGGCGGGAUGAAUCGCACGACGGUCCCUCGAGAAGUGCAGCAGGCGACGGCGAAGAAAACCUCAGCAGCUGAACACAAGCGACGGACGCGAGAAUUUCUCCAAGCAAGAAGUGGGAAACCGGAAAAGGAGCGAGCGGAUCCGAUGAAGGCGCUGAAGAUGCAGCGCGCGUUGGCAAAUGUGUCGUACGAGAAACGAGGGCGGGUCAAGGAGGAACUGGCGGACAGAGACACUUUUGCCGACUUUGAUCUGCUGCGCGUCAUUCAGGACUCCAUUUCUCCGCAGGCUUUGGGCGGCUUGACGGACGUCUCACCCACGCCCAUUCAGCGAUUGGCCAUUCCUGCCAUUUUGGGGCAAGAAGAUGGGAAAAGGAGGAAGCAGAAGACGCCGUUGGUGGCAAAGAAGGGAAUGCAGCCGGUCUUGCUCGCUGCUGAGACGGGAUCGGGUAAGACAUUGGCAUAUGUCUUGCCAGUGAUUGAUGCCAUCAAGAGGGCGGAAUUGGCUGAAAUGGAGUUGGAGAAGGCGCCUCCUGCAGCUGCAGCGACCAUCUCGGAAGAAGCAUCCAACUAUGCCCCUCCUCAGCCCGUCAAGCAUAACCCCUUCGCUCUCCCCUCCCCGGACACACCUCAUCCCACUUCUGGCCGACCCCGCGCCAUCAUCCUCCUACCUACCUCCGAAUUGGUCUCACAGGUAGGCGCUCUGACGAAGUCCCUCUCGCAUACCGUCAAAUUUCGCUCAGCAAUGAUCUCCUCUUCCCUCACCGGGACCGUUAUUCGCAAUCGGCUCUUCUCUCCUUCAGGCAUAGACAUCCUCAUAUCCACCCCUCAUCUCCUUCAAUCAAUUACGGAAUCCGACCCAAAUGUCCUCUCCCGUGUCACACACCUGAUCAUUGACGAAGCAGACUCUCUUCUGGAUCGAUCCUUCUCUCCGAUCACAUCCUCCAUCAUUGAUCGCUGCGCUCCCUCCCUGCAUCGACUCAUCCUGUGCUCGGCUACGAUACCGAAGAGUCUGGAUUCCUUUCUGAAUAAACGCUACCCAGAAGUUACCCGUCUUGUUACUCCCAACCUCCAUGCCAUACCUCGACGUGUGCAACUAAGCGUGGUAGACAUCGAGAAGGUGCCCUACCAGGGGAAUCGGGAUCUGGCGUGUGCGCAAACGAUCUGGGAUAUCGGCAAGGAGGCCGCGGAAGCCGGCGAAGAAUUCGAAAAGAAGAUUGUCGUCUUUGUGAACGAAAGGGAAAAGACCAUUGAGCUGGCGGAAUAUCUACGUUCAAAAGGAAUUGAUGCCAGUGCCUUGUCAAGAGACAGCGAUGAGAGGAAGCUAGCUGAGACCCUGGGAGCUUUCACUGGCUCUCCUUCUGCUCCUAGGACAAAGUCUGGCGCAUCCCCUGCCUCUCCUGCCUCACUACGAGCAACGAAGAAGAUCGAAGAGACUGCGGCAUACAGUCCCUCCGGCCUCACCGAACCCGGCCAACUGAGCAGGCCUACCAUUCAAUCUCUGAAGAACACUAAGGUGCUAGUUAUGACGGACAUCGGAUCCCGAGGAAUCGACACAUUGUUGGUUAGACAUGUCGUGCUCUAUGAUGUCCCGCAUACAAGUAUCGACUUCAUUCAUCGAUUGGGGAGAGUGGGGCGAAUGGGGAGGAGAGGAAGAGGCAUCGUGCUUGUGGGAAAGCACGAUCGGAGAGAUGUAGUCAGAGAGGUUAGGGAGGGCAUGUUCAAGGGUCAAGCACUGAUCUGA
Molecule: messenger RNA, 1989 nt
Organism: Ramularia collo-cygni
Lineage: Eukaryota; Fungi; Ascomycota; Dothideomycetes; Mycosphaerellales; Mycosphaerellaceae
Product: related to RNA helicase, mitochondrial
Exons: 1
Coding region: 1-1989 (662 amino acids)
Molecular function (GO): nucleic acid binding; ATP binding
Source: RefSeq, a predicted model, not a curated record